CUGCCUGGAGCUGCCCGGCACGCGUAGGUGUUGGUUCACAUAGUUGUGUUUUUACUUGGCCUUCCGUGCAAGUGCGUUAGUCGGGAUCAAUCCGCGAAUGCUCCUCUGAGCGCGCAUCGCUACAGACUUGAGCAGCCAUGGCUCAACAGCUAUACGAGCAGUGGUUCCGCAUUGCGGAUGCGGACAAGGACGGAGCGGUGGGAGGAGCGGAAGCUGUCAACUUUUUCCUGCGUUCGGGCUUGCCGCAGAAUGUGCUUGGCCAGAUUUGGGAGAUGUCCUCGGGUGGCGGGGCGAAGCUGAACCAGUUCCAGUUCUCUUCGGCCAUGAGACUGGUGGCGUUGGCGCAGGUCAGCGGCGGCCAGCUACCGGUGGAUCAGGCCCGCGCCAUCGUGGCCGGCCUGGGAGCUGCCCUGCCGCCGCCCACGCUGCAGGGACUGGAGGUGCCAGGCUCCGCGGGGGCCGCCGCGCGCCCCGCCGCGCCCGCCGCGGCGCCGGUCCCCGCCCCGGGGCCUGCCGGCUACGCCUACGCCGCGCCCCCUGGCGCCAUGCCCGGCGCGCCUGUGGCUAUGGCGGCCGCCCCUGCGCCCGGCGCUCCUCCCGCUGCUGCUGUUGCGGCUGCCCCCGGCGGCUUCCCGCCGCUGCCGGUGUCUGAGCUUCAGCGCUACCAGGCGCAGUUCGUGGCACUGGAUGCGGACCGGGAUGGCUUCCUGACGGGCGCCGAGUGCUUCUCCUUCUUCAGCCAGUCGGGCCUGGACAAGGUCGCGCUGCGCGACAUCUGGACGCUGGUGGCGGGCACCUCGGGCAGCCUGUCCGGCCCGCAGUUCGUGGCCUACCUCUACCUCAUCGACCUGGUCAAGCGCGGCAUGCCCAUGCCCACAGCGCUGCCGCCCGGCCUCGCCGGCUUCCCGCCGGUCGCCGGCGCGCCAGCGCCGCUGGCGGCGGCUGCGCCGCCGCUGGCGCCGCCGGGCGCCGCUGGCGCGGCGCCCGGCCACGGCGCCACCUGGUCUCUUCAGUCGCAGUUCGGCACCAGCAACAACAUCACAGCAGUGCUGGCGGCGCCGGCGCCCUCCAACAUGGCCGCGCCGCCGCCGCCGGCGGCCAUGCCGACGCGGCUGGACCCGUCGGCGCUGCCGCCGGUGUCGCUGCCGCCGCCGCACGCCUCGGCGGUGCCGCCGGUGCCGGCCUCGCUGUUGGCGGGCGUGUCGGCCAUGGACCGGACCAAGCUGCAGGAGGAGCAGCAGGUGUGCGAGGCCAAGGAGAAGGCGCUCAUUACGGCAGACGAGCGCGCGGCGGAGGCGCGCGCGAGGCAGCAGCAGUACACCACCGUGCUGCAGGACCUGGUGGUGUUCCGCCAGCGCACCGAGGUGGCGCUGCUGACCAGCCAGGACCAGGCGCGGCGGCUGGAGGAGGAGCUGGAGGCGACGCGCAAGAGAUACGACGCGUCGUACAAGGCCGCCGAGGCCGCCAGCGAGAAGAGCGCGGCGGUGCACGCGCACAUCAUGGAGCUCAUGGGGCAGAAGGCGGAGCUGGAGGAGAAGAUGAAGCGCCUGGAGGGCGAGAUCGCCGCCGCCGAGCGCAUGGGCCCGGCUGACGUGGCGCGGCUGGAGUCGGAGCUGGCGGAGCUCAACAGCCGCGUGGCGGCGGCGGAGGCCAGCCGCAACGCCAAGGUGGCGGGCGUGGAGGGCGUGCGGCGGCAGCAGGAGGCGGCGCGGCAGCAGCUGGCGGCGCUGGCGGAGAGCGACCGCGAGGCGGGCGCAGAGGUGGAGGCGUGCCAGUCCUCGCUGGCGGCGCUGGAGGCGGAGCUGCAGGAGGCUCGCUCCGGCAGCACCCUGGCGGCGCUGCCCUCGCUGCUCAGCCGCACCGCCGUCGUGUACCGCGGCCUGCACGGCCUGGCGGCGCGCGGCGGCGUGGCGGUGCCCUUCGAGGCGCUGCCGGCCACCCUCAGCGGCCUGCACGUGUGGGCGGACGAGGUGGCGGCGGGCGUGCUGGACUGGGCGGACGAUGACGCGGACGCCCGCGGCUUCAUCACCGUCAACGCACUGCCCGGCGCCGACGCGCCCAAGCCCAUCAUCAAGGACGCGCCGGCGCCCGCGGCUGCGGCUGCGGCCAAGCCCGCCGCUGGCGCGGCGGCUGCCAAGCCCAGCGGUGCACCUGCGGCUGCCGCUGCGCCUGCUGCCGCGGCGGCAGCGGCGGCGGCGCCCAAGAUGCUGCCUGAUGACUUCGCCGGCCCGAGCGGCGGCGACGGCUUCGGCGACGCGCCAGCGUUUAACGACGCCCCCGCUUUCGGCAGCGGCCCGGCCCCCACUCCAGCGCCUCUUGCUGUCGCUGCCAGCGGCUCGGUGGCGUCAGUUGGCGGGGCGCCUUCCGUGCCGACGCCUGGCGCAGGGCUGCCGGCCGCGCCCUCGGCAACUGCCAGUGGCGGCGGCGCCGGCUUCGCCUUCGCGUUUGAGGAGGAGCCGCCGGCAUUUGGCGCCUCUUUCGGCGGCGCGCCGCCUGCUGCUGCGGCGGCGGCGGCGACGGCGGCGGCGGUGCCGGCCGCCGCAGGAUUUGGCGACGACGCAUUUGGCUCGGUGCCGGCGCCCACAAUGGGCUCCGCCGGCGGCUCAGGUGCAGUUGCGUCCGCGUCCGCCCCAGCCCCGGCUGCGGCGCCGGCAGCCGCGGCUACUGCAGCGGCGAGUGGCGGCUUCGGCGAUGACGCCUUCGGCUCCGGCGGCGCCGGCACUGCCUUUGGCGAUGCGCCGGCGUUCGGGUCCGCUGAGGCGGCCGCUCCGGCUGCUGCCGCGGCGCCACCGCCACUGCCUACGGCUGACAGUGGAGCACUGGAGGAGAACCCCUUUGCUUCUGGCGUUGCCGGCUCUCCAGCGGGUCUAGCGGCUGCGGUGAGCAACGCGGGUAGCGUGGGUGCCGUGGCGGCGGCCCCUUCGGCCGCUGCGGCGGCGGCGGUGGGCUUCGGUGAGGAGGAGAACCCGUUCGGCAGCUCGCCGGCAGUAGCCCCCGUGGCCCCCGCACCAGCGGCGGUGCCAGCGGCGGCGCACGCGGCUCCCGUUCCCGCUCCUGCCGCGGCUCCGGCGGCAGCGGCGGCCUCAGGGUUCGGUGACGAUGCAUUCGGCACUGGUGGUGACAACCCGUUCGGCGAUGACAACCCGUUUGGCGCGAAGUGAGCGCUGCCGCUGUCCCGGUGUUGUCAGGGUGAGGAUGCGGAGCAGUAGCGGGGCUGGACGCGGCGUGUGCCUUACGUAUGCAUCCAUUACGUGAGUUGUGGUGCAAAGUUGCAGGCAUGGGGUGAGGUGUGUACAAUGAUCAAUGGGGCAUUGCAAUCAGAAUUGACAGGAUAUCGGGAAAAGAACGGUAUAGCGGCCGGGAUGGGGAUUGCGGCGCAACCUGCAGAUUCUUGGUGGGUGACCAGCGCGAGCCCAAUGUAUGACCUUGUAAGUGUUGUAACCAUCCAGUGGU
Molecule: messenger RNA, 3453 nt
Organism: Chlamydomonas reinhardtii
Lineage: Eukaryota; Viridiplantae; Chlorophyta; Chlorophyceae; Chlamydomonadales; Chlamydomonadaceae
Exons: 10
Coding region: 138-3161 (1007 amino acids)
Biological process (GO): endosomal transport; endocytosis
Cellular component (GO): cytoplasm; plasma membrane
Molecular function (GO): calcium ion binding; protein binding
Source: RefSeq, a predicted model, not a curated record